Molecule: messenger RNA, 951 nt
Organism: Diaporthe batatas
Lineage: Eukaryota; Fungi; Ascomycota; Sordariomycetes; Diaporthales; Diaporthaceae
Exons: 2
Coding region: 1-951 (316 amino acids)
Biological process (GO): carbohydrate transport; transmembrane transport
Cellular component (GO): membrane
Molecular function (GO): carbohydrate:proton symporter activity
Source: RefSeq, a predicted model, not a curated record
AUGGCGUUCCUACCCGAGAGUCCUCGGUGGCUUGUCAGCAAGGGCCUGCACGAUCAGGCAUUGGCUGUUUUGAAUCUCACCAACGGAGGAUCCGCAAAUCCACAGAUUGCCGAGCUCGUCGAGACCCAGUUCCGCGAGAUCUGCGACACGCUGGAGUACGAACAAACGCCCGAAGCAAAAAUGUCGCUCAGACAGAUCAUGCACAACAAAGGGGCGAAAAAGCAACUGAUCGUCACGUGCUCUUGCGCCUUCAUGUCCUACCUAGGGGGCAACCUCAUCGUCUCUUACUACCUUGGGCAGAUGCUCUACAAUGCCGGCAUCACAGACUCCACAACUCAGCUGCAGAUUAAUAUUGUCCUCAGCGCUUGGUGUCUUGUCGUCUCGUUGGUCGGAGUAGCCAUCACUGACAAGCUCGGCAUGAAGUUUUCAGUUCUGAUGAGCACGGGUCUGUCAGGCGCUGCCUUAUUCAUUGUUGGGGCGUUGACAAAACUUUACGGCACAUCGACAUAUUCCCCGGGAGUGUAUGCUACGGUGGCCAUGAUAUUCAUCUUCAUGGGAACGUACAGUGUGGGCUGGACUCCGGUUUUGUACCUGGUCCCUGCCCAAGUGCUGAGUUUCCGAAUGCGUGCUGUUGGUCUAAGUCUGUUCCAACUGAUUGGAUGUUCGACUGGGCUCUGGGCAGUGUUUGCUUUCCCAAUUGCUCUCGACAGUAUUGGCUGGAAAACUUACAUGAUUAAUGGCUCAUGGAAUCUCGUCAUGUUUUCUUUCAUUGCCUGGUACUGGGUCGAGAUCAAGAACAAAACAUUGGAGGAGAUUGACGAACUUUUUGACGGAGUUAAGCAUUCCAACGUGGCUGAUGUUAAUGCCGUGGAAAAUGAGGUAAUCCACGACCAUACUAAUGAGAAAUCCUCAAGGAGUGUGUCUGCUAGCAGUAAGGAAAUAAGUCUAUAA